AGAUUUAAAAGGACACCAUGUAUUUUUGAUAAAUAUUCACUCUAAAAAUAUCAACAGUAAAGGAGUUAAAAUGGCGACUUUGGUGAAAACAUUGCCGAUAUUGAUGUUAAUAUACCUUUUGGUUUGCACAGAUCAUGUGUCAGCAGAGACAUGUUUCAUCAACGAUUUACUGGAGACGGCGAUUUGUCCGGGUCCCUGCUGCGCCGGCAGAUGUUGCGAGAGUGGAGAAUCACCGCCUCCCCCUGGGACCAGCACGAUCUGCUGGGAUCAUAGCACCGGUUAUUAUCUGUACUGUCCCACUGGAUGCUGUGAACGAGGCAAUCAGAACGAACGUUGCUGCACACAAGAAGAAUCUCCAUUCAAUAGAAUGCAGAACUGGACACUGACACCGAAGCCAGAUUCCACUCUAUGUUUUAACAACAGCAAGUAUCCUGCAGAUUUUAUUUACUGUGAGCAUGGUUGUUGUGGAGAGAAAGGAGGACAAUGCUGUAGGGAAGGAGAAAUCCCACCGUCCCCCGGGCCAAUAGAAGACAAGUGUUCUCAUGGAUGUCCUCACAGCUGCUGUGGGACCAUGAAAGUUCGUUGUUGUGUUCCAGGUGAAUAUGGAACUACUACCCGUCGACAAUUUACAACAAGAAAUAGUGAUGUCACCACACCACACCCUGAUUCCACUUUCUGCUACAUUAAUGAAGUCCACGAUUACCGACAUUGUCCAAUAGGUUGCUGUGUGGGAAGAUGCUGCAAUGAAAGCGAUAUCCUCCACCCCGGCCUGACGAUAUGUUACAUAGAAGCCGAGCAGAGUUAUCGUUACUGUGGGUACGGUUGUUGUGAUGGAAGGUGCUGCAGCCACCCAUCUUCCACUAUGUGUUGGAUAAAUAGUAUACACGAUUACAAGUACUGUCCAAUGGGAUGCUGUGGUGACAAAUGUUGUAGUGAUGGCCCCACACAACAAUCAGACACCACUCUCUGUUACGAUUAUAAGAAAGAAGAUUACAUCUACUGCUCUCAUGGAUGUUGUGGAGGAAAAUGCUGCGAUUUGAUCGUUCAACAAGGCCACCAAAUGUCUGCUGUCAAUAUUGCCUUUAUUGUCCUGGGAACCAUUUUAACUCUGGUUUGUGUCGUCGGGCUCGUUGUCUACGUUAUUUCCCGCCGGAAUGGACUUUCGAGAACACCUAAUAUCAUGCAAACUGUUUAUUCCGUCCCUAAGCAGAAUGCAUAUGUUUAUCAUGAGCCAUAUCAGAAAAUUUGAAGUUUUGGAGCAUUCAAUAUUCUUAAGGUUCAUCCAAAAUAGCAUUGCUAAAAUGCACAUUUGUCCAUUUUUGUCCAUGUUUUCUAUUUAAAACGCUUGAAAUUAUCGUUUUAUACGGUCAAGAAAGAAUUUACAAAGGUUUUUCUCUGCCAAAUAUCUUAAAUUUAAAUAUUUCUGGGGACCAAGUCUCUCAAAAAUAUGUUGGAAUUUCAUAAGUGUCAAUUGCACCCUCUUUUACAUGUAAGUAGACCUAUUAUUUGAUUAUAAAGAAGAGGACAUGAACAUUCAAAAUGCCGUUUUCUGAGAGACUGUUGGCAAUCUGUAUACAUUUCCAGUUUCGAAUAUGAAUAAAACUAUUAAUCUUC
This is a messenger RNA of Saccostrea cuccullata (small rock oyster), 1614 nucleotides long. RefSeq names its product keratin-associated protein 10-2-like. NCBI's taxonomy places the organism in Eukaryota, Metazoa, Mollusca, Bivalvia, Ostreida, Ostreidae. The transcript has 13 exons. The coding region runs from base 71 to 1249 and encodes 392 amino acids. The record is from RefSeq and is a predicted model, not a curated record.